This is a messenger RNA of Ilyonectria robusta, 258 nucleotides long. RefSeq lists its product as uncharacterized. The coding region runs from base 1 to 258 and encodes 85 amino acids. The record is from RefSeq and is a predicted model, not a curated record. The transcript has 2 exons. Lineage: Eukaryota; Fungi; Ascomycota; Sordariomycetes; Hypocreales; Nectriaceae.
AUGGAACAGUCCGUCAACCAACAGCAGGGUGUGGCGGACACUACUCCCGUCGCCAUGAACGAGUCUCCCGUUACGCAGACCUCCAAACAGGACCGAAGGAUGAGCGACGAGUGGGAUGCCGCGAAGGUGCCCCCAAGUCGUUUCCAGAAGCGCAAGGGCUCCAUCUAUGCCACGCAGAGCUCUCGGGAUGGCCAUAUUGACAAAAAUUACCAUGAGAAGUACCACGCUAAGAUCGCCGAGAUGAAUGGAGGGAAAUGA